GUAUGCUGUACGUUUUCUUAGCGCGGGAAAGAAUGAUGUCGACAACUACAUACGUAAACUACAGGGAAAAGGCGAGACACACACCCCACGAAAGCCAGUUUUGAGACGUCGUUUUCGCAUAGUUUAUCAUUUUAUGUGGCUAAUAUCCUUCGAAGUGAUAUGGAUACAGAACGGAGUACUGAAAUAUGUGGGAACGUCCCGGAUGUAACAUUGUCAACACCAAAGAGGAAGGACUUCUCUACAGCUAAGGGGGCUCAUAAAAGGACCCCAUACACGGGACACAAAGUCCAUUCCAGCUUCAAAUCACCUGUCCAGACCUCCAGUACUGGCCCCGCCAAGCCUGAAGACGAGAUAGAGGAACUGAAGAAGACACGGGCGAAGUUAGACUCAGAGAUUACACUGUUGGAGAAAGAUGGGAUCAGAGUUGAUGAGUUGGAGCAGCACAUUGACUUGCUACAUGAGUACAACGACAUCAAAGACGUCGGACAGUCACUAGUAGGCAGGAUAGCUGCCCUGAGAGGAGUGACCACACGAGACCUAUAUGGCCAAUUUGGCCUUGAGCUGGAUGACUGAGGGAGAGAGAGUGGGUGCCCAUCCUAUGCUCUGCCCCCUCCAGAACAAGUUGCAUUCUUCAACAGUCUUUUCUUUGGUGGGUGUUUGGUGCGGUAUGGCCUAAUCUACAUAGGUAUAACCAUGUGUGUAGGCAGCACACCAUACACAAUUGCCCUCUGGGCCAACAACAAAAGUGGAAAUAUUCAGAACAGUACAGAGUCUGUAGACAUAAUUGUUGUACAUCGUUCUCUUUUACUAAACACCCCCCCCCCCCUCUCCUACAUUGCACUUUUAUAAGAAGGUAAUGCAUUUAUUUCCAUUAAGUAUAGUAUUGGUGCAUACUCUGCUUCAGAAGUGCAAGGGAAAACUGACUUUCAAACUAACGUCUGCUCUAUUUCCAAAUGUAGUGCUGGCAAGUUUAUUAGUAAAACAAAUGUUUUACCUCAAAUGUAUUAUUUGCUAAUUAAGUUCUGGCAAGGUCCACUAAAAUACAACUAUUUGUGCAGUAUAUUUUGUUUUUGACUGCAAAUGAUGUCUUGAAUGCAUGUUCAGAGAUAAAGUGAAUUGUCCCGGAGGGUUUGUUGGACUUGUUUGUUGGAGGAGAAAGUUCUGUUGAAGAUCACUGAGGAGAAUGAUUGUCACUGAUUGAUAAAAUAAGAGGUGCCUUGUCAUAAUCUGUGGAAACCACUGAUGAUGUUUUGUCUUGAGCUGAUAGUGGCUGUAAGAAAUGCUGCCGCAUUGCCCAGAUGAUCCAAUGAUUAGUGUGGUAGGCUUUGUGUGUGUGUGUGUUUUAUCUCCUCUUUUGCAUGAGUCAAUGAGCAUACCCAAUGGGCGUAAGCUAGUUGUUUCAACUUAAUUUUUUCAACGUAUUGUGUCGUGGAGUCAACGUGGAAAGUACAUUGGAUUUGCAGAAAGUCAUCAAUGUAAACUUGUUUUAAGGGGGAAAUUUCAGCCACAGAAUUGUCAUCACGGUAACCAAUUUUCAACAUAGACAAACCUUGUAUAAAAUAUAUUCAAUUUGUACCUUUGAAACAACAUCAGAUCGUCAACGUUCUAUCCACUAUCGGAAAAGACGAAAGGCUAGGCAGCACCUCCUACUGGAGAAUUGAUCUAUCUACAACUAUCCAUUUGGUCUCUCCUUUGUCAAGACAAUCCAUCCACCUGGCAGGUGUGGCAUAUCAAGAAGCUGAUUAACAGCAUGAUUGUUACACAGGUGCACCUUGUGCUGUGGACAAUAAAAGGCCACUCUAAAAUGUGCUGAUUUGUCACACACAACAAUGCCAUACAUUUGGAGAAUUUGGCAGUAAGGAUGAAUGCCGGUUUCAAUUGUACCGGGCAGAUGACAGACAGCGUGUAUGGCGUCAUGUGAGUGGCUUGGUGAGGUUAUGGUAUGGGUAGGCAUAAACUACGGCCAACGAACACAUCUCCAACUAAACUAAAAAUACAAGUUAAAGAAUAGGAUUAAGCCAGUGGCUCAGAUUUAAACUAUCCAAGCCUUAGAUACAUGUCCUUUAAAUGUUGAUUGUUGGUUGAGUUGUCAACCUAACACAAUUCUAUAUGACUUUUGUAAAUAGCCUAUCUUACAAACUAAUGUCAAAGUUUUUAUUCAACCUUACAAUGAGUAACCCAUCCAUGGUCACAUUUUGAGGUUGCUGUGACUAUAAAAGUCUUAUGUAAUCAUAGAAAGUGUGUAUGUUCAAGAUAGCGCGCAACGGUUCCUGGUCUGUGGAGAUCUCCACAACAUAACUAUCUGUGCAGAACCUCGAACAGCAUUGCCCACUUGCGCUAUGUACUUUUAAUGUAAUCUCAACUACAAUACUGGUCUUUUGGUUGUGCUAUUUAGUUGAAGCACAGUGAUAACAUAUUAAGUUGUUGUAUAAAUACAACAUAUCUUACAUUGUGUUCCCAUUUCAACUGUAUUGUACUUACUUGGGG
Molecule: messenger RNA, 2487 nt
Organism: Salvelinus namaycush (lake trout)
Lineage: Eukaryota; Metazoa; Chordata; Actinopteri; Salmoniformes; Salmonidae
Gene: swi5
Product: SWI5 homologous recombination repair protein
Exons: 5
Coding region: 160-573 (137 amino acids)
Biological process (GO): double-strand break repair via homologous recombination
Cellular component (GO): Swi5-Sfr1 complex; Swi5-Swi2 complex
Source: RefSeq, a predicted model, not a curated record